AUGAACAUCCCAAAGAGUGUCACUCAAAUAUCUUAUAACGCACUUUCAGAUACAAAUUUGAAGCGACCUGAUUUAUCAAAUGUUGUUGAAAUAGAAGAUAACAAUAACCUUGACGGUGUCACGGCUCUUACUAUUCCAGUUAAUUUGUAUUUCAACAGUCUCAUCUUUUUUAACAACUUAAACCGCAUUUCGGCAGUCGGGGGAACAGUUAUUAAGUCGCCAGUUGCGUGUUUUAUGAAAGAGAUUCUUGAAGAAAGUGGAUUGUCUAGUCAAGUGUAUUUGUACACUAAAAAAGACUUUGAAUUGACGAACGGGGUUAUUCCCUUGUUUUGUAACCAUAUUGGGAGUGGGGUAUUUUGCAACGUGGAUAUUGUGAAUAUCGAAAUACCAAGUAAUGUGACUCGUAUUGAUUGGGGCAAUUUCUGGAAUUGUCCCAAUGUGGAGAAAAUUGCGAUAUUUUCUGAAAAGGAUAUUUCAAUUAGUAUCGAAAAUUGUCCAAAACUACUUGAAGUGAUCACUAAAACAACUGUAAACUUUGAUGUUUCCAAUUGUAAAGAAUUAACAAAAGUCACUAUGCUAUACAUACCAACAAUAUCUUUGUACAAAACAGUGGCAUUUAAUCAUUGUAGAAAUCUUAAAGAGAUUGUUAUUGAAAACCCCCAAAAGACUUGA
Entamoeba invadens IP1 is the source of this 672-nucleotide messenger RNA. RefSeq lists its product as hypothetical. The transcript has a single exon. The record is from RefSeq and is a predicted model, not a curated record. The coding region runs from base 1 to 672 and encodes 223 amino acids. NCBI's taxonomy places the organism in Eukaryota, Evosea, Mastigamoebida, Endamoebidae.